This is a messenger RNA of Podospora anserina S mat+, 5103 nucleotides long. RefSeq lists its product as uncharacterized. Gene Ontology annotation, biological process: nucleosome organization; regulation of transcription by RNA polymerase II. Gene Ontology annotation, molecular function: ATP-dependent chromatin remodeler activity; ATP hydrolysis activity; ATP binding. Bases 1 to 5103 code for a protein of 1700 amino acids. Gene Ontology annotation, cellular component: nucleus; chromatin. The transcript is spliced from 5 exons. The record is from RefSeq and is a predicted model, not a curated record. Lineage: Eukaryota; Fungi; Ascomycota; Sordariomycetes; Sordariales; Podosporaceae.
AUGUCAACAUCUCCAGAACGGAGCCCUGUCAACGGGCACCACUCGCCCUCGCCGGACGAGAACACUUCGUACUAUGGAAACGGCCACCAAAGCGAUAGCGAUCUCUCCGACGUUCAGCAUGCGCCAGCCGACGCUGGCUCCCCGGAGUAUCACGAUGCCGACGCGGACGCGGAUGCCGAUGACGUCGAAAACCCGGUGGAGCACCCCGAGGUGACCUUUCAAGGGCCGUCCGACUCGGAGGACAAUGAUGCGUCAGACGACGGAGAUUUUGACGCGGCGGGCAGUCCCGCCUCUGUUCAGAGUCACGAUGACCAUCCCCGCCGCACCAUGUCGGUGUCAGAGCGACCCGCCCCGAAGCGGAAAGCUGCCCAAGUAGUCGAGGAAGAUUUCAUGAGGGAGAAUCCAGAGUUGUAUGGGUUGAGACGUAGCUCGCGUCCUACACAGCGCCGCAAGGUCGUCGAUUCAGAUGAGGAAGAAGAUGCGUCCGAUUCGGAUGCUACACCAGCUCCGCGUAAAGGGAACAAGCGACGCCGGCUGGAACGCUCAGCUCCUGUGUCCAAACGCGGCACACCAAUGCGCCAAACUUCGGUUGACGACUCGGAAUCAGACACGUACGGCGGCGCGAGAGCCCGGAGCUUUCAGAAAAAGGCUCGGCGGCAACAAGAGUUGCAGCCCGCCCUCGCCUUGGCGGAGAAGCGGUGGUCGAGCCGGCGUGCUGCCCAAGUAUCCGCCGGCGCCUACCAAGAAAGCGAAGCUGAAGAAGAGGACGAGUCAGAGCUCACACCAAACUACUGGGCCCAAGACGUGGAGGACAAUUCACCAUACAUUGAAAAGAUUCUCCGUCACCGUCUAAAGGAGGGAUUGGAGUAUUCGGAAGACACGAACCGCAACGACUUUGAGUAUUUCAUCAAAUGGCAGAACAAGUCACAUCUCCAUGACACAUGGGAGACCACUGCGACUGUUGCCGGAUAUCGUGGCUUCCGUCGUCUCGAGAACUACUACCGAAAGGUUGUCGAGUACGACAUAGAGAUGAGGCUUGGUGGAGACGAUGUAAGCCCUGAACAACGCGAGCAGUGGCUUCUAGAUCGCGAGCGUGAGGAAGAGGCUCUCGCAGAUUACACAAAGGUUGAGCGCAUCGUCCACGUCCGCGAAGGGGAUGAGGAGACAGAAUAUCUUGUAAAGUGGAAAGGUCUUCAGUAUGACGACUGCACCUGGGAAGUUGAAUCCUUGGUGAGCGAGCAGGCUCAGGACAAGAUCGACCAGUACACUGCGCGCUCUCAACGGUCUUGGCAAUCGGACCGCAAAGAAACCAACCUCGAAACCCGGUCACGAAUGGAGAAGCUUGAGGAGCAGCCAGAUUACAUCCAGGGAGGUCAGCUUCGCGAAUUCCAGCUGAAGGGGCUUAACUUCCUUGCCCUGAACUGGACCCGCGGCAACAAUGUCAUCCUUGCCGACGAGAUGGGUCUCGGCAAGACGGUCCAGACAGUGUCGUUUCUCAGCUGGCUUAGAAAUGAACGCGGGCAAGAAGGGCCGUUCCUGGUUGUGGCACCCCUCAGUGUUAUUCCGGCAUGGUGCGAUACUUUCAACCACUGGUCUCCCGAUAUUAACUACGUCGUCUACCUUGGCCCAGAGGCGGCGAGAUCCAACAUUCGGGAAUAUGAACUGUUUGUCGAUGGCAACCCAAAGAAGCCAAAGUUCAAUGUUCUGGUCACGUCUUACGACUACAUCUUGGCAGAUGCGGAUCAUUUGAAGGGCAUCAAGUGGCAGGUUCUGGCUGUGGACGAGGCGCAUCGCUUGAAGAAUCGCGAGUCCCAAUUAUACGUCAAGCUGAACGGCUUUGGUAUACCCAGCAAGGUCCUUAUCACCGGUACGCCCAUUCAGAACAACCUCGCCGAGCUUGCGGCUCUUUUGGAUUUCCUGAAUCCAGGCAAGGUCUUGAUCGACGAGGAGUUGGAGCUUCUAUCUACGGCCGACAGCAAGGAGCCGGUCGACGAGCAGCUGGACGAGGCCAAGCGGCUGAAGACACAGGCCAAGCUUCAGGACCUGCAUAAAUCCAUCGCGCCGUUCAUCUUGCGUCGUACAAAGGAGACUGUCGAGUCAGACUUGCCACCAAAAACGGAAAAGAUCAUUCGCGUCGAACUUUCCGAUCUUCAGCUGGAGUAUUACAAGAAUAUCUUGACGCGAAACUAUGCAGCCCUCAGCGACGCUAGCAACGGUCACAAGCAAUCGCUCCUGAAUAUCAUGAUGGAACUCAAGAAGGUCAGCAAUCAUCCAUACAUGUUCCAGGGUGCCGAGGAGCGUGUUCUCGCCAACGGUUCCGGCCGCCGGGAGGAUGCGGUGAAGGGUUUGAUCACAAGCAGUGGCAAGAUGAUGCUCUUGGACCAGCUUUUGGCAAAGCUCAAGAAAGAUGGCCAUCGCGUGCUUAUCUUCAGCCAAAUGGUCAAGAUGCUCGACAUCCUGGCAGACUAUUUGCGGAUUCGCGGCUACCAGUUCCAGCGUCUUGAUGGCACGAUCCCUGCUGGACCUCGUCGUCUGGCUAUCAAUCACUUCAAUGCUGAAGAUAGUGACGACUUCUGCUUCCUGCUGUCAACAAGAGCCGGUGGUCUCGGCAUCAACCUGAUGACAGCCGAUACUGUGAUUAUCUACGAUUCGGACUGGAAUCCACAAGCAGAUCUGCAGGCGAUGGCUCGUGCCCACAGAAUCGGUCAAAAGAGACCUGUCAAUGUCUAUCGUCUCGUUGCGAAGCAGACCAUCGAAGAGGAGGUCGUGAAGCGCGCCCGAAACAAACUGUUCCUUGAGUACCUGACCAUCCAGGCCGGCGUGACGGAUGAGGGCAAGGCUCUUCGCGAGCAAUUCAAGGAACGGGGCAUGAAGAUGGACGAAGCCAAGACAGCCGAGGAUAUAUCGAUGAUUCUGAAGAUGCGUUCACAGAACCUGUUUGAGCAGUCGGGCAACCAAGAGAAGUUGGAGCAGCUCGAUAUUGACGCCAUCCUCGAAAACGCCGAGGUCACCAAGACAGAUGUUGACGACAAGAUCAAUCUCAGCAGUGGUGGUAUUGAUUGGGACAACUGGAUGCACUUCACUGAUGUCAAGGUGGACGAUCUGGCUCUCGACUGGGACCAAAUCAUUCCCGCCGACCAGCUCGCUGCCAUCAAGGCAGAGGAGGACAAGAAAAAGCAUGAAGAGUAUCUUGCCAAAGCCAUGGAAGAGUCUGCACCACGCAAGGCCGCCAUCAAGGGCUCUAAGAAGAAUGUUGAGAACGAACGGGCCGAACGUCUUGCCAAGAAGCGACAGCGCGAAAAGCUGGAGUUGGAAGAGUUCGAGGAACAGCGUGCGCAGGCUUCCGAUCCUCGGCGCCCACUUAAUGAGAAGGAAACGCGCAAUCUUAUCCGAGCAUUCUUCCGGUAUGGCGACUUUGAUGACCGAGAAGACGAACUCGUUCAGGAUGCCCGUCUCAGUGACCGAGACCGCGAGUUUUUGAAAGGUAUCAUUGACGAUCUAGUGGCCGUGAGCAAGCAAGCUGUUGACCUCAACAACGAAAGGCUUCGCGGGGAAGAAGAACGAGCUGGCAAACCGCUUGCCAAGAAGGACAAGAAGGCCGUUCUGGUGGACUUUGGCGAGGUUAGGAAAGUCAACGCCGAGACGGUGGUGGAGAGACCCCCUCAGCUUAAGCUUCUGCGUCGCGUGCUUGCAGAGCACGGCGACAUCCUGACCUUCCGUCUUCCUGAGGCAGCCAAGUCUGCCGCCUACAGCUGUGAAUGGGGUGCGCGGGAAGAUGGCAUGCUUCUUGUCGGUAUUGAUCGAUAUGGGUUUGGUGCCUGGACUCAGAUUCGAGAUGACCCGGAGCUGAACAUGCAAGACAAGUUCUUCCUCGAGGAGCAUCGUGUCGACAAGAAGGAGGAGCGUCGCAAAGGGGAUGAAAAGGGGAUACAGUCUCCCGGUGCUGUCCACCUGGUUCGGCGGUCCGAGUAUCUCCUUUCAGUGCUUCUGGCCAAGUACUCCAACGACGCCAAUGCCAAGAAGGCCGUCGAGAACCACCAUCGCAGUAAGAAGCUACUGAUGAACGGCGGUCGCCGCGCUGAUGGGGGGUCUGUCUCGGCGUCUCCUGCCCCGCAGAUGUCCAAGAAGAAUAGCCGUGAUCGUAACUACUCCCAUGCCGAACACCAUCGGUCUUAUAGCAACGGGAAUGACCGCGGUACGCCCCGACCCGACAAGCGGAAGUAUGCCGAUGACUACGAUGAUCGCAACUCCAAACAUCGUCGUGUAGAGGUUGAUGCGAAGCACGACAAGAAGCCCCGGGAGAAGGAGAGGCCCAAAAUGGAUCCUGAGACUAUGGAGAGGUACAAGCGUGACAGGCAAAAGGCAGUAGAUCGGUUCUGGGAACUGGCGAACUUGAAGGACGAAGAGAUCAACCACUCGGACAACCUUCAGCUGGUGUGGUCGCUUCUUCGCCCGCUCAAGAAGAACAUGGAGCGUAUCAUGUGUUCCAAAGAGCUCUUCCCUGCCGCUAAGCAACGGGCCAAGGUUCUCGGUGCGGAGAUCCGCGAGUUUGGCAACUUCCUGAAAGAUUUGCGGGCCAAGAACCCAGAACUUGAGGGAGAGGGCCUCGAGACGCAGUUUUGGGAAUUCCUGUCUUCGAUCUGGCCUCUUGGCGACGUGAAGGUCUCGGGCAAGAGGCUUCAAAAGAUGUACGGGGACUUGGAGGAACGGGGCAGCAAGGACCGUCAUGACGAGAAGCAGCCCACAGAACCAAGACGAGGCAGGCAUCCGGAUCUUGAGGAUGGCGAGAUCGCAAGCGACCGUGACGAUCGCCGGGCGCGCCACCCUUACCGUGAUGACCGCCGUGAAGAGCGCAGGGAGGAACGCAAGGAUCGUCGAGAUGACCGCCGGGACGACCGUCGCGAUGACCGCCGCGAUGAUUAUCGUCGUGAUGACCGCCGGGAUAGCCGCCGGGAUGAGCCGGCACGCCGCAGCAACUACUAUGACGACGACCGUCUCAACUUCCACAGGCAUCGUCGGCCAGCGGAGAACAGUCAGGGGCAACCUGCCCGUCACUCACGGCAGCAGAACCGCAGCCCAACGACCCGUCACAGUCCCUACUAG